This is a messenger RNA of Dama dama (fallow deer), 1685 nucleotides long. RefSeq names its product small ribosomal subunit protein uS10-like. The record is from RefSeq and is a predicted model, not a curated record. Gene Ontology annotation, biological process: translation. The transcript has a single exon. Gene Ontology annotation, molecular function: structural constituent of ribosome. Gene Ontology annotation, cellular component: cytosolic small ribosomal subunit; ribosome. The coding region runs from base 510 to 869 and encodes 119 amino acids. NCBI's taxonomy places the organism in Eukaryota, Metazoa, Chordata, Mammalia, Artiodactyla, Cervidae.
AGAAUCAGUUUUUUCAGAUAGUUAAAAUAUUUGUUUCAAUGAAUUCAGUGAAAUAUCUGAAAAACAAAAAGCUUACCUUUAUUCCUGAUAAAGUACAAUAAAAUAUGUAAAGUGCUUUAUCCAGUGCCUGACAUGGUGGAUAUUAAGAGCUUAGCAUGUAAUGUACUGACAUCGAUCCAUGGCAAUGAUGACUUUCUCAUUCCUUCCACUGGUGGUUCUUAAACUUUAUUUACCCUUUAACAUAACCUGAGUAGGCUGACAUACUCCAGAGGCAUCAGUAAAUGAGUGUCUACAGCACUAACUCAGAUCAUCCUUCAUGCUGCCUGCAGAAUGACUUUUCUGACCCACAAAUCAUUUCCCUUGGAGAAAUCAUCUAAAGCAUAAAUGCCCUCUUUGAGGAAGACGCGGUCGCCGCUGCAGCGGAGCUCGUUGCUGCCCGCUCUUGUUCCUGACUCACCGCUGUCCGCUCUCGCCGAGGAGCAAGUCGGUCAGGGAGCCGCGCCGCAGCCAUGGCCUUUAAAGACACCAGCAAGACUCCCAUGGAGCCAGAGGUGGCCAUUCACCGGAUUAGGAUCACCCUCACCAGCCGCAACAUGAAGUCUCUGGAGAAGGUGUGUGCUGACCUGAUCAGAGGCGCGAAGGAAAAGAAUCUCAAAGUGAAAGGAUCAGUUCGGAUGCCUACCAAGACUCUGAGAAUAACUACAAGGGAAACUCCUUGUGGUGAAGGUUCUAAGACUUGGGAUCGAUUCCAAAUGAGGAUCCACAAGCGACUCAUUGACCUGCACAGUCCUUCUGAAAUUGUCAAGCAGAUCACUUCCAUCAGUAUUGACCCAGGAGUCGAGGUGGAAGUCACCAUUGCCAAUGCCUAAAUCAACCUUUUUAAUAAAUCAAUAAUCAGUUGUUAAAAAAAUAAAGUAUAAAUGGUUUGAUCCUAGCUCUAGUGCAAGUGCAGCCGAGGUUGAGAGCAGUUACCCCAGUCUUGUUCUAACCUCACAAAGCUCUCAAACCAUUUUGUUCUCUCUCCCGGCUUCCUCAGCUUCUGCCCCUUUACUCCUCAGGACUCAGUCUCCUAGGAUUCACCUCAAGCAUCACUUCAUUGCCACUUCUGUAAAAUCUGACUUCCUUAGACAGAUGUACUCCGCCUCCCCAUUCCAUCUACAGGGCUGUGUGUCUUACCACAUUAUAAUGUAGUUAUUUUCUAUUUUUCUGAUAAUAAUUAUGUAGUGUUUACUCUUUGUCAGACACUAUUCUGAGGCUUUUAUGUGUGUUAACAUUUAAUUGUCACAAAUAGUACCUAUGAAUUAGGUUAUCAUUACCCCAUGUUACAGAUGAGGAAACCAAGAUAAAGAUUAAGUAAUUUGUCCAGCAUCACAUUGGAUAAUAAUUGGUGGACCUAGAAUUUUAAACUCAUGCUUUCCAGCUUCAGAGACCUUAACCUCUUAACUUAAUCUCUUUGAUUAUUAGACAACACAGGCUUCUGGAGUGCUGAACUGUUAGUCCAGUGGGUUAUGGAGAUCUUUAUUUCCCCAGCACCCAAUAUAGUGCUUUGGACCAAAAGUGUCCAUAUAUAAAUGAUCAAACAGGCAAACUCAGGUCUUCCUCUUAAUCUUGAUGUUCCCAGUAAAACUUUGAAACUUGAAGCUUAUUAAUUUUCUUGGUGCAAAAUAAGGUUUUGUUUCUAAUUU